This is a messenger RNA of Eimeria necatrix, 601 nucleotides long. RefSeq lists its product as hypothetical. The transcript has a single exon. NCBI's taxonomy places the organism in Eukaryota, Apicomplexa, Conoidasida, Eucoccidiorida, Eimeriidae. The record is from RefSeq and is a predicted model, not a curated record. The annotation marks the transcript as partial.
AUGGUCGAGGGAGUGGACAGGGGCCCCCGACGCUACGGCUACCCCUGGACGCCCUACUCCACGCUCGCGGACUACAGCAGCAGCAGCAGCAGCAGAUACGGGGCCCGCGGGGGCUUUUCCUUUUGGGAUUCGGGGCCCCUUAAUUGGUGGGGAGAGUUGGGGGGCCCCCCAGCAGCAAACUCGCUGCGCAGCAGCGAGUUUGCUGCAGCAGCAGGGUCGCCUGUGGGGCCCCCGCGGGGCGCGCGUGCUGCGCUGCAGUACCGGCUGCGGCCGCUGGGCAGCAGCAGCAGCAGCAGCAGCAGCAGGGCCUCCUCCGUGGGGCUGCUGCGCAUCUUCGUUGCUGCUGCUGCAGUCUCGCUGCUGGUCAUGUUGGGCUGGAGGGCCCUCGAGCGCCUGGGGGCCCCCCAGGGGCCCUCCUUUCUGCUGGACCGCCAGGGACUGCAGCAGCUGCAGGACAACUUGGAAGACGCAGCAGCAGCACUCGAAGCAGACUGGGAGGCCUCUUCUGCUGCAGUCCGCGCUGCUUUCGUCAAGCUCUACAUGCCCCCUUUCCCUCAACAGGGGCCCCCCGGGGGGCCCCCCGGGGGGGCCCCCGGGGGGG